This is a messenger RNA of Linum tenue, 246 nucleotides long. NCBI's taxonomy places the organism in Eukaryota, Viridiplantae, Streptophyta, Magnoliopsida, Malpighiales, Linaceae. The record is from the annotation of a GenBank genome assembly.
AUGACUGAGAAGGAGACCAGAUACUCGGUGGGGCUGAGCUCGGUGAUCAACGGCGUGGUCCAUAUUCCGACGGAGUUAGGGUAUCAUAGUAGUAAUGACGACGACGGCGCAGUAGAAGAAGAAGAAGAAUCCGGCAAGCCCUUUCGCUACCGGGCGUUUGACCAUUUUGGGUUACUUCAAUUCAUCCGAUCAGGAGAGGCCAAAAACUACGAUUCUGCCAUUCAAGACUACUGCGGAGUUGUAUGA